Messenger RNA from Cricetulus griseus (Chinese hamster), 3969 nucleotides. NCBI's taxonomy places the organism in Eukaryota, Metazoa, Chordata, Mammalia, Rodentia, Cricetidae. The record is from RefSeq and is a predicted model, not a curated record.
AGCCUGAGAUUUCAGGGAGAGGAGGUGGGAUGACGUCAGGUCACGUGACCACUGGCGGCGUUGUCAACAAUCCACCCCUGAGGGGGAGGGAGCGAAGUAUCUAGAACCACGUGUUCCUGUGACGCCAUUAGAACAGGUCACGUGACAGCGUCGACUCGCUCUUGGUUUGGGGUCUAAGGAGGCAGGUCACUGAGUUUCUGGGCUUGACACCUCUAGUUAUACCUUGUUCUUUUGGCCCCAAGUAUAAGGACUUUGCCUAAGGAGACGUUGUGGAAGGAGCCGCUUGCGUUCUAAGUCUUUAAAACAAAACAAAAAAAAAUCUGGAUUUAAUUCUGUUUCAAGUGACUUAGCAACUCUGGUACGUGGAGCAGGUACUGAAAGGGUCGCGUAGACUUACAAUAAACAGCUUUGAAUGCUAAGGUCGGCGCAGAUGAGAUGGGCUCUCGGUCACUGGGACCAGUAGCCUGUUGGUGCUAGUGGGAUACGGAGAUGAGACUGGAAUAGCCCUUAAAGACUGCACAGAACUUUCCUUAGUUGGGAUCUGAAUCUGCCUGCGUUUGAGGCACAAUGUGGAGGUGUGACUUUAGAGCAUAUCAAUGGGCUGCUGGUCGUCAAAGAAACCUUCAAAAAUGAUUCAGAUCGGGGAGAGAUCGAGCAGACAUGAGUGGGAGGUAUUUCUUGAGUCUUAAGAUAACUCAUUAUGGGUUUUGAAAUAAUUGCAAGGAGAGUGCAAAAGGACAGGAAGAACCCGGUCGUGCAGCAGUUCAAAAGCCUUGACCCUGCAGGCUUCUCCUUUUCCGAGUCACAGAAUACCCACCCUCCGUUUCUAGUUCCAGUUUGCUACUCUACGGUACCGAACAUUUUAGUAGACGCGGAAUUCUUAGCUGUAGAAGGAGGAAAGGAAUGAGAAUCCACCGCUUCACUCCUGCCUAUAUUUCCAUGAAACCAGGAACGGUUUACGUUUGCCACUGUCUUCAAACUCUGAAUUUUCUCUUCAUUUAAAGUAACCUUGAGAACCCGAUGACUUGGUGCAUUCUGCUAAUCCCACCGUUCAGGUAGUGGAAAGGAUCAGGAGUUUAAAGGUAGCCUCAGUGACAGUGGAAUGGUGGCCACCCUGGGCAGCCUGAGGACGUCUCAUCUUCCCCGCCCCCACCACCGUAAAGAAAGUAACCUUGAGGAUUGUUAGAAGCCAGCCUUGAAAAUGGAGAUGUAUGAAACUCUUGGAAAAGUGGGAGAGGGAAGUUAUGGAACGGUCAUGAAAUGCAAACAUAAGGAUACUGGGCGGAUAGUGGCCAUUAAGAUAUUCUAUGAGAAACCAGAAAAAUCUGUCAACAAAAUUGCAACGAGAGAAAUGAAGUUUCUAAAGCAAUUUCGUCAUGAAAACCUGGUCAAUCUGAUUGAAGUUUUUAGACAAAAAAAGAAAAUUCAUUUGGUAUUUGAAUUUAUUGACCACACAGUCUUAGAUGAGUUACAGCAUUACUGUCAUGGACUAGAGAGUAAGCGACUGAGAAAGUACCUGUUCCAGAUUCUCCGAGCAAUUGAGUAUCUUCACAAUAAUAAUAUUAUCCAUCGAGAUAUAAAGCCUGAAAAUAUUUUAGUCUCCCAGUCAGGAAUUACUAAGCUUUGUGAUUUUGGGUUUGCAAGGACACUAGCGGCUCCUGGGGAUGUCUACACAGAUUACGUGGCCACUCGCUGGUACAGAGCUCCGGAACUGGUGUUAAAAGACACCUCUUAUGGAAAACCAGUGGAUAUCUGGGCUUUGGGCUGUAUGAUCAUUGAGAUGGCCACUGGCAAUCCCUACCUUCCUAGCACUUCAGAUUUGGAUUUGCUCCACAAGAUUGUUUUAAAAGUAGGCAACCUGACCCCGCACCUGCACAAUAUCUUUUCCAAGAGUCCCAUCUUUGCCGGGGUGGUUCUUCCUCAAGUUCAACACCCAAAAAAUGCAAGAAAGAAAUACCCAAAGCUCAACGGAUUGCUGGCAGAUAUAGUUCAUGCUUGUUUACAAAUUGACCCUGCAGAGAGGAUAUCAUCUACUGACCUUUUGCGCCAUGAAUACUUUACUAGAGAUGGAUUUAUUGAGAAAUUCAUACCAGAGCUGAGAGCUAAAUUAUUACAAGAAGCAAAGGUUAAUUCCUUCGUAAAGCCAAGAGAGAAUUUUAAAGAAAAUGAACCCAUGAGAGAUGAGAAGAAACCGAUUUUUACCAAUACAGUGCUUUAUGGAAAGGAAAUGGACAAAGACAAAAAGCCCAAGGAGAUCAAAGUCAGAGUUAUUAAAGUCAAAGGAGGGAAAGGAGACGUCCCAGACCUGAAAAAGACAGAGUGUGAAGGCGAACACCGCCAGCAGGGCACAGCUGAUGACACACACGCCUUAUCUCAGGAUAGAAAGCCUGCCAUCACUGAAGUGCUAAACCCGGUCAAUCCCAGCACGAACUCUGAUGGUGCCAGCGAAGACCUGCAUGCUGGAGGUUGUAUGAUAAUGCCGCCUAUCAACCUGACAAGCAGUAAUCUGAUGGCUGCAAAUCUCAAUUCAAACCUCUCCCACCCCAAUUCACGGUUAACUGAAAGAGCAAAAAAGAGACGUACUACUUCACAAACUAUUGGACAAACUUUGUCUAAUAGCAGACAAGAGGACACAGGUCCCACGCAAAGCCAAACAGAGAAAAGCGUAUUUAAUGAUCGAACAGGCCAGAGUGAUCAAAUGGCGAGUGGAAACAAAAGAAAGCUGAAUUUUUCCAGAUGCGACAGGAAAGAAUUCCAUUUCCCUGAACUGCCAUUCACAAUACAGGCGAAGGAAAUGAAAGGAAUGGAAGGAGCUGUACAACUGUAACUGAGACCUUGGCAGUAUGAAGUUCUCAGGCCUGACGGUUUACCUUGGAGAAAUCCCUUCUGUUAUGUGUGUUCCUAUCUGCUUCCUACUCUUGAAGACUAGACCAGUUCUCGAUCGGGUCCAGGGCAAUGGUGAAUAAUAAGACAAGGCAAUACAGUGAAUAUGGCUUUAUAACUAUGGGCACCCAACAAUCAUUUCUUUUUUUUGUUUUUUUUUCAUUUCUUUAUUUAUGUCACACAGUCUUAACUCAUACUCUGUCUGUUAUUUGGGGUUGUUCACUGCAAACUAGAGUCAAAAUUUGAUCUGAAAUGACCUUAACCCCACUCUAGCAGAACAAGUAUGUAAGGAGGCUUCUUAGGUACUUUCUUCGGCACACUAGAGGGAGGUACCCAGGGAAAGCAGAAUUGGUCAAGCCAGUCCACCUGGCCAAGCAGGUUGUCCUUGAUAUAGGAGAAUUUUCAGCCCCGCCAUUUGUGGAUGGGGCCACUGAGGCCCUCUCUUAGCUUGUGGGUCACCGUGAUGCCCUCGAAGAUGCGUCUUGCCCAGCAUGUGUCAGACUUGGUUGCUCUCCACAGAAGAGCUUAAAAGACCAGCUCUUGCCUUGCCCUUCAUGGUUAACCAUUCUUUGGCUUCUAUUACCUCUCAGACUCUGGGGAGAGCAGUGUAUAACUUCCAUACAUUCCAUUCAUUUCGGCCGGUACUGUUGGAAAAAUUAAAGCUCCACUAGGGCAGUAGCCCUUGUUUGUCCGCAUGACCCCUCUAUCCUCUAGGCAUGGGAUCUGGUAAAUAGUUGGCACUCUGUGGAGCCAAAUAUCUCUGUAAAUGCAGGGACAGUGCAAUGUGAAAACAUUUCGCAAGCCCCAAAGAGAUUCAAUAACCAGGUCAAGGGCAGAUCUAUGAGCUUCCUUUACUGUCGCUGUUAAUACCAGCACCAGAACACAGCAGGACCGAUAUGUCCUCUAGAAAGUAGGCCAGGCUCAUUUCCAGUGAGCUCAGGACUUGGAGAAAAGUGCAAACCGCAGCUGCGGAAGGCCACAGGAGAGGAAGCUAGUCUCAGGACAAGGCCAGGUACCAAGGCCCCGCCAUCGCACCAGGACAGGUGUCUGUUAGGGGUGUCAGGUGAGCGAGUGACAUACCCCAAG